AUGAUACUCUGGGUUAUUUUCCCCAUCACCCUUUCGCUGGUGUCCUUCCUUGGAACAUGGAGUGUGUAAGUUUACUAUGAAUUCAAACUUUGUCUUUACACACUUGAGACACUAUCAGAAAAUUUGUUUUUACAACCUUUAGUCUGCCUCUGUCUGUGUGCUGUUAUGCAAAUAUAGAGAGUACAUCAGUUUAAGUCUGCUGAACCGUUUUUAAGUAGCUGAUCUGUGUAUCAGUUUUAUUCAUAUCAGAGAGACUCAGAGAUAAUCAUGAAGCUGCAAGUGUUUACUUUGUUCACAGGUGGUGUGACUUUUGGUAUGUGCCUUUGACAGGUAAACAUCAGAGCUAUUGGACGGUUAUCAAGAUUUAUAUUUGAACUGUGAAUUCCCAGAAACAACAUCAAGAUUCAGGAAGUAACAUUGAUCAAACUCAGCCCUGAAGAGGAGCUGAUGAAAUGGCAUCACAUUACUCAAUGCAGAUGUGCUUCUCACAUGUGUUUUCUCAUAAAAUUCCUCUUCAUGUUCGAAUAAGUUUGUCUGUAGCAUUUUAAUUUCAAACAUGAUGAACACUUGACUGCUAGUCAGUCUGCCGUGUUAUGUAAAUGCCACAGCAGCCUUAAAAUAUGUGAUCUGGCUGGUUUUUGUCUGACGCAAGAUGUUUCGGCAAGACAACGAUCAUUAACUUGCUCCAUCAACUGCCUUGCAUACUUGAACAUCGACUCACUCCUCAUUAUUUUUAAUCAGUUAUCUCUCGGUCAUGAGUAGCCACCCAUGCUGUGGUGUUUCUCAUGACUUAUCUAUUAUCCACUUUAAUUAAGUGUUUCCCUUAUUUACAAUGAUGUCAAGAUACAAUUAAAAUACACCCAAAUGAUCUAAAAAUAGUAAUGCUCAGUAAAAACAGUAAAACACUGAGUAUGAAUAAAAAUGGACUUGAAUUGUUCAAGAGAAACAAGAAAGUCCAUCUUCAGAGUCUGUUGUAAUAAAUUCCACAUGUUUGGACGACAGACUCUAAAAGCUGAUUUUUCAAGUUCAGAGGAAACAUUUGGUACUUGAGGGAUCAGAUGGUACAUCUAGUGAGGGAUCUUUACCCCGUAUAUCACACCUCUGUGCUAGAGAAGACCAGUUGGCAUCCACAAAUUCCUCCCAACAUGAUAGAGUUGAAAUUCCCAUGAUGAGUUUUCAGCUGGAGAUGACACACAAUGAAACCAACAGAGGCCAUUAGAGACAAUCAUUAACAAACAGACUGAUGAUUUCUACGUCGUAAUUUUGAUCGCCUGAACCCACAAUGAAAGGAGUAGAUACUGAACAAGGCGAUAAAAAAGUAUCUGUUUUUUUUUUUCCUUCAUUUCAAGUCAAACAGGAAGAGAGAUGGGAUCUUUUUGUCAGAAUACAUGUCACACACAUUUACACGACAUGUCAGGAACAAAACAAUGGGCAUGAACAGGAAGCGUUCACAUGAGCUUUAACGGGAAACUCAUGAAAAACAAGUUUCCUUCAUUCUCAUCUUGCAAUGUCAGACAUGUAUGAUGAGUAAGUGAUCAGUUAACAUACAGAUAAUGAAUGUAGGUCAGCAGCAACCAAGUAUUUUACUGCACAUGCUUAUUUAGCCCCUUGGAGUUGGAAAAACUCUAUGGAAAAAAACUACAAACUCCUCCUUUAACAGCCUUUAGAGUACUCUAAAAUUCCACCAUGUUUCAGUUUUACAUCUUGUUUAAUAUUUGCAGAUAUGGCAUCGCUCUCGCCAACAACCAUGUCUGCUCUCUCAGUGACUGGUAAGUGUUGUCUUGCAGAUACUCAUAAGUUUCACUACAACAUUUUUGGCAUGUCAGGCUCUGAACCACCUCACUUAUGUGUUUUCAGGGGGGAUGAUAACUACUGCCUCAGGGGAAAUCACACCACUGGCUGUUGCUUGGCUCCAACCAUAAGGUGAGAAUAGACCCCACUUACUUUUCUCACCCUUCCCGUUAAGACCAAAUAAAAGGAAAUAAGUGUAAUGCUUCAUGUGAUUCCAGCUCAAGCGGGACAAACGCACCAGAAAAUUCACUUUUUACAGCCACGAUCAACGCAGGAGCCUUUAUGUGUACGUUUAUCUGCUUAAAGCUGCACACAUCAUAAACCUGUACUAUAUGUCAGAUAAUUAUACUAACUGUGCUCUCGUCUACAGUCCUGCUGUUCUGUAUACUCCACCAUGCUCACAUUAUGGAGAAACACGCCUGUCAUGCCAUGCUGAGUAAGAUUGCUCUGGUGUUCGGAGUGGUGGCAGCUAUGGGGGCUUUCGCAGCAGGAAACUGCAAUGUAAGCACAAAAGUGGGAUUUAUAACACCCACAGGAUCAUGUUAACAUCAAACUUAACAGCCUUGAUUUGCACCUGCGUAGAAACAGCAAACAAAGGUGGUGAACUAUUUGUUUUAUGUCACCUGCGAUGAUUAAGAGUGUAGAGGAAGUUUGAACAGCACUCUCACAGAUUUUAAAUUAUCUGGUUUUAAUUGAAUUUUACUGUUUGAAUUUGACUUUUACGAAGUGUCUCAAAGACCCUGUGUCAACAGCAGCUUUGUCAUAUUUUCCAUUUCGUCUUGCACAGGCAGCUCCUCCUUCCAUCAUAAACCAAAUGUCAAUAUUUUGUCCCUAUGUGCAGAAAACAUCAAACCAUAAACUAGUGUGUAAAACUGGAGAGACGGGGAAACAGACACUUUAAAAUAUCUUUAUACUAAAAUAGCGAUACCCCCCAACAAAUCUACUUUAAAGCCUACUUUAUUAGGGUUUUUUACUGCUACUGUAUAUCUUUCAUUUUAGCUGUAUUACAGACUUUCACUGCAUGUUAUAUGAGUUUUUGGCUUACAUCUCUAAACAUCAUGUGUCUGUCCUCCACAGCCCGGUUAUUUGGCUCUCCUGCACUACUUCGGAGCUGCUAUCAGCUUCAUGUGCAUCUGCUUCUACACCGUCCUGCUCACCUGGCUCACUGGAAAGUGUACACUAACAGGAUAUGAGAAGAUUCUCCACCCACUACGCAUCGUCUCCACCAUAGUUCAAGCCAUCGUUACCAUCUGCUGUAUCCUUUUGUGUGCAUAAAUACUUAAAGUUUAGCUGACAUGCAGUGUGUUGUGACUGAAAACAAGGCCAGAUGUUACUUCGUGUGACUGGAAACAGGACAUAAUUAUCCAGUGUAUCUGUUGACUCGAGUAUUGACGCAGGGUUACCCUCUCCAGCUGCUCACUGUAUCUACAGUCUUCUUUGUGUGGUAUGGAUCCAGCCUGCUGCUUUGUUUACAAAGUGGGAUGGGUCACAUGACAAGAAGUUGGACAAAUGUUCAGUAUAUUUAACUACAUUAAUCUUUAACCAGAAAUUUCCUUUGCCUCCCGGGGUUGACUUUGACACUCUGACUUCCAAAAACUGCACAGUAAUUGAAUAAAAGUGGUAUGAUGACAUUAAGGGUUCAAAGUCAAGGUCAGAAACAGGUUGGAAUAAAAUAUCUAGUCCCUGAAUUUGGGCGUGGGUGUAUAUUCAUACAUUUUAUCUCCUGUUUACCCAUAAUAAGGAGUUAAAUCCACUGAGAUCUCAACUUAUUUCCUCAUACUCUCCUGAUAAAAAAAAGCUAAUUUUGAGUCCAUUUAGGGUACCUGAUAGCUUAUGUUAAGUAAAAUAUCUGCCACUAACUGAUGCUUCUUAACUUGAAACCCUUCAGACACAGUUAUGUUCGCUCAGGAGGAAUACUUCUAUGUCCAUUUGUCAGCCGUAUUCGAGUGGAUGCUCAGUGUAAACCUGGAGCUGUUUGAGCUCAGCUAUGCUAUGGAGUUUUGCUUCUUCUCGUCCUACAUGAUUUCAAACCUGCUGAACGAACGGGACGAGGAAAAGCCCCUGAUGUUGACGCUGUCGUGA
Molecule: messenger RNA, 3873 nt
Organism: Xyrichtys novacula (pearly razorfish)
Lineage: Eukaryota; Metazoa; Chordata; Actinopteri; Labriformes; Labridae
Source: the annotation of a GenBank genome assembly